UCUGCUCUAAAUGGAGUGUUAAUCUAGUUAGGAUCAUAUUUUUUGUUUUUUAAAAGAACAUAAAAUAUAUGAUGAAAAUUUGAAAACUUUGUAUACGAAAAUCUAAAAUCCCAGAAAUGGAAAAUUGAAUUGAAUUACGGUGUGUGAUAUGAUAUGAUAGAAGAAGGAUGAAAGAGGAAAAGGGAAGUUGAGAAGAUGAGUGAUUUGAUUGGAGAGUGGGUAUUAAAUAGAGGGAUGAAGGGGUUUUGGUGUGGCAGUUGCUUUGUAGAGAGAGAAGGAAAAGAGCGAGUGUGAGGGUGAGUGAGAGAGGAGCAUGGAGUUCCACCGCAGCGAUUCAUCGUCGUCGCCGUCUUCGUCCAUGCCCACACCCAACACCACCGAUCCCAAGAAACCUUCAACCGACCCAAUGCACUCCUGGUGGGAGUCAGUGUCCAAGGCUCGUUCACGCAUCCACGCCCUCGCCGCCAUCCUCCCCUCCUCCUCCCACGACCCCCUCUCCUCUCUCGCCGACUCCGACCGCCCCGCCCUCUCCCUACUCUCCUCCUCCGCCGCCUACUCCGCCGUCUCAGCCUCCCUCUCCGGCUCCCACUCCGACCCCCUCUGCCACUGGCUCUACGACACCUUCCUCUCCGCCGACCCCCAUCUCCGCCUUGUCGUACUCUCCUUCGUCCCUCUCCUCACCGGUCUCUACCUCUCCCGCAUCCACUCCCCUGAGCCUCCUUCCCUCGCCGGCUUCGAGGCCGUCCUCCUCGCCCUCUACGCCGCCGAGACCAGAUCCCGCAACGGCAAACCCCUCCUCGUAACCAUCCCUGACCUCUCCCACCCCUCCAUCUACCACGCCCCUCUCCGGAAACCCCAAUCCCUCUCCCCUCCCUCCGUCGGCCUCAUCUCCCCUCCCUUGGAACCCCAACUCGGCGUCAAAUCCACCAAACGCCCCGCCAUCGUCGGCGUCGCCCUCCACUCCUUCUUCUCCCAGAUCUCCCACAUGCCCGCCUGGUCCAAGCUCGACUUCUGCCAAUUCGCCGCCGCCUGGGCCGGCUCCGCCCCCUGCCCCUGCCGCAAUCAGUUCGACGACGCCACGGUUCCUGAACACAACGAGAUUCGCGACGCCAAAGGCGAGAGAAUCCCUCUCCCCUGGGAGAUUCUCCAACCCUCGCUCCGAAUCCUCGGACACUGUCUCUUGGGGCCGUUGAACUCUCAGGACGUGAAGGACGCGGCUUCCUUCGCGGUCCGCUGUUUGUACGCUCGUGCCUCGCAUGAUUUGGUCCCGCAGGCCAUUCUCGCCACCAGGAGUCUCAUUCAGCUCGAUGUGAGGACCGCUGAGGCUGCCAAGGCUAAUGCUGGUUCCAACUCCAAUUCCAACACACCCACCAAGGUCAAGAAGCCUGAGAUUCUCUUGGUUUCCAAGUGAUGAUGAUGAUGAGUAGUAGGAGGAGGAGGAGAAGGAUAAGCGUUGCUGCUGUGUACUAUUACUGUAGGUCUUCUUCAUACUGUAAGCAGAAUUCGUGUUUGUAUAAUAGAAACAUCAUAGCUGCAUUGCCGACUUUUUUUAUAUUUUUGUUUUGUUUUCUUUUUGCUUCUUCUAGGUUAUACAUGUAUGUUAAUUUAUUUUUUCCUACCGAGUGAUUAGGUAGCUGUAUUGACUUUCUUGAUGGAAUUAUGCUGUGCUUCGGAUGUGUGUGCGUGUGUGUGUGGCUUGUCUGAUCAUAAUUUUGUAAUUUCAAUGUGGUGUGUGUGGUGCUUCUUGCCUUUGGCUUAUUGCUGUACUCUCUGAAGAUUGAAGAAAAUUAAUGGGGUCUUACAAAUGA
Vigna unguiculata (cowpea) is the source of this 1808-nucleotide messenger RNA. Its product is annotated as hyccin. The record is from RefSeq and is a predicted model, not a curated record. Gene Ontology annotation, cellular component: plasma membrane. NCBI's taxonomy places the organism in Eukaryota, Viridiplantae, Streptophyta, Magnoliopsida, Fabales, Fabaceae. Gene Ontology annotation, biological process: phosphatidylinositol phosphate biosynthetic process; protein localization to plasma membrane.